Messenger RNA from Toxorhynchites rutilus septentrionalis, 3700 nucleotides. Its product is annotated as sialin-like. Gene Ontology annotation, cellular component: plasma membrane. The transcript is spliced from 6 exons. Gene Ontology annotation, molecular function: transmembrane transporter activity. Bases 2111 to 3610 code for a protein of 499 amino acids. The record is from RefSeq and is a predicted model, not a curated record. NCBI's taxonomy places the organism in Eukaryota, Metazoa, Arthropoda, Insecta, Diptera, Culicidae. Gene Ontology annotation, biological process: monoatomic anion transport; transmembrane transport.
UGCAUGUGUUCGUGUGAGUGUAGUCGACACUUAUUUUAUUACUAUUCAUAUUUAAAAUUUGGCUGCAGCACAAACAAUCGAUCUAAAAUUGUGACGGUCACUCACUGGCUAUUUUAUAGCUAAAUAGAUUCCGGAAGAGAUGGCAAUGCUAUCAGGUAGCGAGGAUAACAGUCAGAAAGGAAAAUCAAAAAAAAAUCGUUAAAGGGGUUAGAAAGUAUAAUUAUAGUCACACGCGCACCGUAACCAAAGUAAGUCGCAAGGGAUCAGAUACAACCACUAGCACCAAUCGGAACACACUUGAGGCACGAUUGUUUGAAUACGUAUCCUUCGGCACAGGCGAACCUAUUUUCAUCGCACAUGGGUCUGGAAAGGUUAAAAAAUGUCAUAUUAUUAAUGACUUUAUGUACGAUGACAGGGUACUCACUGUCCACUUCGACACAAGAAGUAGUAACGAGGGUUGAGUGGAUCCUGGAUAAUUCCGUCAUACGGACAGAUGGUUGAAGAUGGCUGAGUAGGUUGAUUGUUCAGUGCUAUCAGCAAAGGAUUCUGCUUCAGGGCUGCCAAUUGUGGCAAACUACUUGCUAGAUUUUUCAUGUUCGUAAAUAGUUCAGCAAAAGGUUGUUGAGGUGGUGGAGUGCUAGCCGAUGCCGUCGCAAUUAUGUUGAUCAGUGGUUGACCAGAAUCGCUUGGUCCUACACUAACAAUCUGGCCGGUAGUUGAGAGUGACUGACAAGGUUGAACUAUUGGAGCUAUCGGGACUAUCGGGACUAUCUGAACAGGCUUCGGCGGAGCUUCUGUGCUUCCAAUACUUGCUGUUCCCACAAUCCUUAUCAGAGAUCGUGGGCAAUUCUGUGGCGAUUCAGUUACACCAGUACUAGCAGUUGCAAUGAAGCCUAUUCGAGAUUUCCCAGGACAAUACUGUGCCGCUUUCGGCAUCGGUUGGAUAACUACGGUUUGCUCCGGUUCGGAAAACAGUAAACUCGAACUAGCCGGCGCCCCAUGUUCCGAGAACAAGUGCGUAUCACAAGCAUCACCUUCCGGUAAAUUCAACAACGCGAAUGCCUGAUCUGAAUUUGCUAGAAUUACCGGCGGACAGUCGCUUUCUUCCACCUUGGCUGGAACUGCGAUUUUCGGGCCUGUUAAUACCGAUAGAUCUCCUUCCAUGAACCGAUCGUCGAUAAGGUCAUCUUCCUCCUGAACCAAUACAGGUGGAUUUGUCGUUACCGCUAUCGGAGCUCUCACAAUCGGUGGUGCAACCACAGGAGCAGGUCUAUGUUGAACAACAUACGGUGCCUCAUCAAUUAUAUUCAGGGGUUCUGCCGGAGCAACGAAGCCACAUCCCCCAAUUGAACUCGCGUGUGCCUCUUCAUCAGCGUACGCCUUCGGGACCGAUUCAUACGCAUAUGGAUCUUCUUCCUCCAUCAGCCGCAUUGCCGCGAAUUUUUCAUACGAGUCGAACUCUGAUUCUCCAACGCUUCGCUGAGCCAUGGCCGGCUGAUCAUUGCUAACGGUCGUUUUCUCCACAGCUUGCAGGGAAGUCAAAAUGGUGUUCGUAAUAGGAUGCGACCCGUCGCCGCACAGAUUAAGUGGAUCAUCCUCAUCAUAGUCGAACACGGCAAUGCCACCGAUCGCUUGAUCCACCGCAUAUUGCACCUUCUCCAUAAUUGACUUCUUGUUCUCGUACGAGUACCAGUUCAACUCACGGACGGCGUACGGACAACGAGCCUUCUCUUCGAAUAUCUCCAGCGAACCACUGUACAACUUCUGGCAAAUUUUGUAAUACGGUCGUACCUUCAGCUUCGCUACCGGCGUUCCCAACCGAUACUCGUUCAGCUGGUAAAGCUUGUAGGUGAGCGAGUCGGUUUGUAUGACGAUUACAAUCUUCUCGCUGCUCAGGCCCGCCAUUUUCCAUGAGUUCACGUGGAAGUCCUGGAAUUAAAUAGAAGAAAUGACUCAACGCAGUGUUAUUUUUCUCGGGCUUAUACUUCCGAGUGCAGUACGAUAAGCCCGCAGUGCGUGUGGUGAAAAUAUACUGUUUUUGAGUCGAGUUUCAUCUACUUCAUGGACUUCUGUGACAGGCACCAUCCCGAAGCGUCUAAUUGUGGCCAUCAUGAUCUUCGUCGCCUGCCUAACAUCAUUUAUGCUUCGUGUCAACAUGUCCAUCAAUCUUCUUGCUAUGGUAAAACCAACAACGAACAACUCCUACAUUAAACAAACAACAACAGCACUUGCCAGCAGUAAUUCCAGCGAUUCCAGUGGAAUCUUAUCAUUUGAAUUUAGCUCAACAACCUUCGCCGCAUCCAACGAAAGUAGUGCGGAAGAAGUUAAGAAACAACUUCAAAACUUCGGCCCGCGAUACGAGUGGGAUCAGAACACCCAAGGAAGAAUCCUGGGAGCGUAUUUCUACGGAUAUCUGUUUACAUCGCUACCAGCUGGUCUGUUAGCCGAACGUUACGGACCAAAGUUCCUGCUAACUCUCUCGUUCGUAGCCAGUGCCAUCAUAACGGCGUUAACGCCAGUAUUCGCUAGCUUCGAUGCUUGGUACGUAAUCGUUUCGCGGGCUCUCAUUGGACUGCUAGCGGGAUUCGUGUACCCUGCCAUACACAACCUAAUUGCCCGAUGGAUUCCACCAAACGAACGCGGAAAAGUGGUAGCCUGCAUUUCCGGUGGAAGCACAUUCGGCACGGUUAUCACAUGGCCUAUAGCCGGUAUUCUAACCGAACAGUUCGGUUGGGUGUAUGCAUUUUACAUUCCAGCGCUGUUCGUUCUGGCGAUUGCUGUCAUUUGGUGGCUGUUGAUCGAAGACUCUCCCGACCAACAUAAGACUAUAACAGUUGCCGAGAAACAAUUCUUAGGAAGUACAUUCGGCAAUACAGUAAGCAAGACAAAGUCUUGGCCACCGUUUGGUAAGGUGUUUACUUCGCUACCUUAUCUGGCACUGUUAAUACUACAUUAUGGUAAUUUCUGGGGUAUGAACUUUUUCAUAACGCAAGCCCCUAAAUUCAUGAAUGAGGUGCUUGGAUUUAAGCUUUCGAAUGCAGGCUUCCUCUCGAGUCUGCCAUAUCUCGCACGGAUGAUCUCCGGAUUUUUCUUCGGGUACAUAGGUGAUUUGAUUCGACAGAAGGACAUCAUGAGCACAACCGCCGUCAGAAAAUCUUUCUGUUUGUUCUCUCAUCUCAUCCCGGGAGUUUUGCUAUUUCUACUUCCAUUCAUCGCCCAAGAUCCACUCGUAUGCGUUGCUUGUAUUGUGGCGUGUUUGGGCUUCAAUGGUUCGUCGACCAUCACCAAUCUGGUCAACGCUCAGGAUCUCUCGCCCAAUUUUGCUGCUACGCUUUAUGGAUUCAUGAAUUUCUUAGGGACUACGGCCGGGUUUCUAGCGCCGAUGUUGGUAGCAUAUUUCACGGCAGAAAAGAACACAAUGGAAGAGUGGAGGAACGUCUUUCUGAUAAGCGCGGGAAUCUACGUCAUAUCCGGUAUAAUAUUCAUCGUUUUUGGGUCUGGAAAAGUGCAGAAAUGGAACGAAAUCGUGAAAAAACCUCAAGAGCAAGCUAAGGUAGCGACAUACAACAGAGAUAGUGCCGUUGAAGAUGGUAACUUCAAAUCCGCUUAACCGUUAUAAGUAUUUCAAGAUAAAUCCCGUAUAGAAAAAAUAUUUAUUUUAGAUAAGCCAAAAUAAACGCUCAAUCAGUUAUCCUUCUCA